AUGAGAAUGCACUAUAUGAGAAAAGGACAUCAGCUCGUUUGGGACUUUGCCCUUGAAUACGACAGCGUUUCCGUUCUCCUCUACCAUUUGGAAAGAAAAGAAUUAUUGCUUGUUAAACAGUUUAGACCUCCUGUUUUCAUUCACGCGGUCAGAGAAAAGCCAGAAAAUGUUGAAAAGUCUUUAAAUGAGAUUGAAUGGAGUAAAUAUCCAAUUGAGUUGGGCGAGACGUUGGAACUUUGUGCUGGAUUAAUUGAUAAACCAGGAACUUCCACGUUGGAUCACAUCCAUCAAGAAAUUAUGGAAGAAUGUGGCUAUAACGUGCCUACAAAUUUAAUUCAACCUAUAAAACGUUAUGUAACUGGUGUUUCUACUUCUGGUUCCACACAACAUUUGUUUUAUGCAGAGAUUAACGAGUCAAUGCGUGUGUCAGAUGGUGGCGGUAAUCCUUCUGAAGGAGAAUUUAUCAAAAAAGUUUUUAUGAAGCCGGAAGAAGCAGCCAAAUUCCGUUCUGAUAUAACCAUUGCUAUAGCACCACCUUCACUUUUGUUUGCUUUAACUUGGUGGCUAAAUGAACGGCGUCCUGCUUCUUAGGAUUUUGAAGGUUUAAUUAAUGUUGUAAUGUUCAGGUUUUUGAGGAUUUUAGUUUGGGUUGUCCACCAUAGGUUAUUAAUCUUUUUCCAAAUUUUAGAACUCCAAGGUACUUCAAUCUCAUUUUUAUAAUACCGCUCCAUAUAUCAUUUGUGUUUUCGACAGUUUCGGUUUUUCGUAAACAACUUGUCUUGUUUUGGAAGGAAUUUUUACAAGAUCACUCAUUUUAUUGUCAGUACUGGCCUGGUAAAUUUACCGAGGUAUUCCAAUCUCUAGUAUCUCAUCUAAAUUUUCGAGUUUAAUACCGAUAAUGGACAACCCCAAGGAAUGAAUUAUUGUAUUUUUUGGAGUGGUUCUAACACAAAUAUACUAAUUAUUUUAUCCCAUUUUCUCUUUAAAAAUUCGUUUAGAACCAUUUCUUUCAAGCCUUAUAUACCCAAAAAAUUUAAAUUAAACCAAAUUCUGUCUAUAUAUUUUUUAAACAUGAAAACCAAUAUUUUUAAA
Meloidogyne enterolobii is the source of this 1092-nucleotide messenger RNA. NCBI's taxonomy places the organism in Eukaryota, Metazoa, Nematoda, Chromadorea, Rhabditida, Meloidogynidae. The record is from the annotation of a GenBank genome assembly.